CAUUACAUGAUGAUCAUGAACAGGAAGAGGUGUCACAUGCUGAUUGCCAUGGCCUGGGGAAUUGGUUUUUGGCAUUCUAUUGCUUUGUUGCUCAUAGUCCUCAAUUUGCCUUUCUGUGGUCCUAAUGUGAUUGACCACUACAUGUGUGAUGUGAAACCACUUUUGAAACUGGUUUGCAAAGAUAUCCAUGUUGUUAGUAUCUUAGUGAUUGCUAAUUCUGGGACAGUAGUAGUUGCCAUAUUCACUGUACUCUUAGCUUCUUAUGUCCUCAUUUUAUAUAACCUCAGGACAAGAUCCUCUGCAGGACGUCGCAAAGCUCUCUCCACCUGUACCUCUCACAUAAUGGUUGUGGUUCUAUUUUUUGUGCCCUGUAUUUACAUCUAUAUCCUACCUGCAGGAGGUAAAAAUAAGGAUAAGGAAAUCUCUGUGUUUUACACUGUGAUUGGCCCCAUGCUAAAUCCUCUUAUCUAUACUCUGAGAAAUAAGGAGAUGAAAAUUGCGAUGGGGAAGGUCUGGUGGCGGAUGUCAAAUUCAAGAUGA
Messenger RNA from Dipodomys ordii (Ord's kangaroo rat), 540 nucleotides. Its product is annotated as olfactory receptor 4B1-like. Gene Ontology annotation, cellular component: membrane. Lineage: Eukaryota; Metazoa; Chordata; Mammalia; Rodentia; Heteromyidae. Gene Ontology annotation, molecular function: olfactory receptor activity. The record is from RefSeq and is a predicted model, not a curated record. The annotation marks the transcript as partial. The transcript has a single exon. Gene Ontology annotation, biological process: G protein-coupled receptor signaling pathway.